UAACAAGAGAGGCUUUAGUAGUCCUAAAUCCACACUGCGGCGGCCUUCAACACUACGACGACGUCCUUCUUUCUCUCUUCAUUCCUUCCUUCUCUGAUUCUGUUUGGUCUGCUCCGACCACGAUUAGGAAUUCCGAAGUUUCAGUUUCACCAAAGAGAUAUCUGUCGAAACAUCGAUGGGUCGGAAGAAGGCGCUGGUGAUCGAAGACGACGAGUACUCCGUCGGAACUGAAGACAGUAAGGUCGAGGAUGAGAAGGUUGUUGCUCCUAGUAUAGGGAAGAAGGGCAAGAAGGGAAAUUCAAAAGCUGCAAAGAGAGAUGAAGAGUUUAAUGAGGAUGACGAAGUUGUCUUCACUGGGAAGAAGAAGAGCAAGUCGAAGAAGAAGAGCGGUGGGAAUGCGUUCAGCUCAUCAAGCUUCGGAAUUCUUGAGGCUGCUGAGGAGGAGGAGGAUGUGCAGUCUGUGGUGACAGGUAAUAGUGAGGAGGAGGACGAGGAGGUGUUGAAAUUUUCGGAGUCGAAGAAGCCCAAGUUGAAUAAGAAAACCGGGGGGACAGCUUUCGAUGCCAUUGGCGAUGAAGGGGAUAGUGAUGGCGUGGUGGAUGAUGAUGAUAUUGUGAAUAAAAGUAAUGCAGCUGACGACGAUGACAAUGAGGACGAGCCUGCAAUUGUUUUUACAGGGAAGAAGAAAGCAUCCAAGGGUGGAAAGAAGGGUGAGAAUGUUGUGUCGACCAGCUUCCUCGCCCUUGAAGAUGAUGAUGAAAACAAUGAUGCGGAUGAAAAGAAUGAUGAGGAUGACGACAUAUCUAUGAUCACAUUCACUGGUAAGAAGAAGAAGUCAAAGAAGAAAGUUGGGAGUGAAAUUGCUGAUUUAGUUGAUCCUGAACAAACUACUGCGCCAACAAGUAAGGUUGAAGUUGAUGAUUCUCAUCUUUCUACGACUAAAGAUGCAGAACCUUCAAAGAGUAAGAAAAAGAAGAAGAAGAGGACAGCCCAAGAAGAGGAUGAUUUGGAUAAAAUUCUUGCAGAGCUAGGUGAAAUUCCACAGAAACCUGCCCCUCCUCAGAUUAAUGAGGAGAAAGCUGAGGUUCCGGUUGAUACAUCUGCUUCAAAAGAAGCUCAAGAAGAAGGAACCGUGGAGUCUGCUGCAGCAAAGAAGAAGAAAAAGAAGAAGGAGAAAAAGGCGGCUGCAGCAUCUUCUGUGGAUGUCAAGGAUGAGAAACAAGAAGCAGCAAAAAUUGAGCCAGCAAUUGAACCAAAGAAGAAGGAAGUGAAAGGCAAAGCGGCUGAAAAGAAGGUGCCUAAACAUGUCAGGGAGAUGCAAGAGGCCCUUGCUAGGCGACAGGAAGAAGAAGAGAGGAGGAGAAAGGAAGAAGAGGAAAAACUGAAGAGAGAAGAAGAGGAGAGACGUAAGCAGGAAGAACUUGAGAUGCAAAAGGAAGAGGCAAAACGGAUGAAAAAGGAGAAGGAAAAGCAAAAGAUCCUAGAGUUGAAGAAGGCAGGUUUAUAUAAAACUCCCAAGCAAAAAGAAGAGGAGAAACGGCGUCAGCAAAUGAGAGAGCAGCUUCUUAAGAAUUUACCUAACGCAGACAAUGAAAAACCAGCUAAGAAACCCUUAUAUCAGAAAAACAAGUCAAAACCAGCUGCUACAAAGCCUGUGGAAGUCAAAGAAGAAAGCCAGCAAGUUACUGUCCCGGAGCUUCAUUAUGUGGAAAUUGAAAAGGUUGAAGAGCAGGAAUCUGUUGAAGUUUCUAAAUCUGUUGAAGACAAUGCAUUGGUUCAAGAAGAGGAUGAUGAUGACGAUGAUGAUGAAUGGGAUGCAAAGAGCUGGGAUGAUGACGCUGUUGUUAAUCUUUCAUUUAAAAGCGGAUUUUCUGAUGAAGAGGUUAAACCUGUUGCGAAUAAAGGGAUGAAACCUGCAUCAUCUGUUCAUUCUCAACCAUUAAAGCGUCAUGUGGUUGAAAUGCAGAAGAAACAAGCCGAGGUUGAACCUGCUGUGAAUAAAGGGAUGAAACCUGCAGCAUCUGUACCUUCUCAACAAUUUAAGCCUCAAGAGGUUGAGAAUCGGAAAAUACAAGUCGAGGUGGAAGCUGAUAAUGCUGCUGGAAAGAAAGAAGCACAAACUUCAGAUUCCGCCUCUAAAGAGGAUCAUAGUGAUCUACGCUCUCCCAUUUGCUGCAUUAUGGGCCAUGUUGAUACUGGUAAAACUAAACUUCUGGAUUGUAUCCGAGGCACAAAUGUUCAGGAGGGUGAGGCCGGAGGUAUCACGCAACAGAUUGGUGCCACGUACUUCCCAGCGGAAAACAUCCGUGAGAGGACUAAGGAGUUGAAAGCUGAUGCAAAGCUGAAAGUCCCAGGUCUAUUGGUCAUUGAUACCCCUGGGCACGAGUCAUUUACUAAUUUAAGGUCACGGGGUUCAGGUUUAUGCGAUAUUGCAAUUUUGGUUGUUGACAUUAUGCACGGCUUAGAGCCUCAAACAAUAGAGUCGCUCAAUCUCUUGAAAAUGAGGAAUACAGAAUUCAUCGUAGCAUUGAAUAAGGUGGAUAGACUCUAUGGAUGGAAAACCUUCCGUAACCAGCCAAUACGGAAGGCAAUGAAGCAGCAAUCGAAGGAUGUAUUAAAUGAGUACGACAGGAGGGUUACGGAGAUUAUCACUCAGUUCAAGGAGCAAGGCUUAAAUACUGAACUGUACUAUAAGAAUAAAGAAAUGGGAGAAACAUACAGCAUCGUACCUACAAGUGCCAUUAGUGGUGAAGGGAUUCCAGACUUGUUAUUACUAUUGGUUCAGUGGGCCCAGAAAUCAAUGGUUGAGAAACUUACAUACAGCAAUGAAAUUCAGUGUACGGUAUUGGAAGUCAAGGUUAUUGAGGGCCUUGGAACAACAAUCGAUGUUGUGCUGGUUAAUGGUGUGCUUCAUGAAGGAGAUCAGAUAGUCGUUUGCGGCAUGCAGGGACCUAUUGUUACUUCAAUUCGAGCUUUGUUGACACCACAUCCCAUGAAAGAACUUCGUGUCAAGGGAACAUAUCAGCAUCAUAGUCAAAUCAAAGCUGCACAAGGUAUCAAGAUCACAGCACAGGGACUCGAACAUGCUAUUGCUGGCACUGCUCUAUAUGUUGUUGGGCCUCUUGACGACUUGGAUGAUAUCAAGAAAACCGCUAUGGAGGAUAUGAAAUCAGUCUUAAAUAGGAUUGACAAGAGUGGUGAGGGAGUUUGUGUACAAGCAUCCACUCUUGGAUCACUGGAAGCAUUGCUAGAGUUCCUGAAAACACCGGAAGUUAAUAUUCCUGUUAGUAGUAUUAACAUUGGCCCUGUACACAAGAAGGAUGUGAUGAAGGCCAGUGUAAUGCUUGAAAAGAAAAAGGAGUAUGCUACUAUCUUGGCAUUUGAUGUUAAGGUGACACCUGAGGCCCGGGACAUUGCAGAGGAGUUGGGUGUGAAGAUUUUUCUUGCUGAUAUAAUCUAUCACUUAUUUGACCAAUUCAAGGCCUAUAUCGACAAUCUCAAAGAGGAAAAGAAGAAGGAAGCUGCUGAUGAAGCUGUUUUUCCGUGUGUGCUCAAGAUUUUACCCAACUGUGUUUUCCGAAAAAAGGAUCCAAUUCUCUUGGGUGUUGAUGUCCUUGAAGGCAUUGCAAAGGUAGGGACUCCAAUUUGCAUUCCUCAGAGAGAUUUCAUUGAUAUUGGGCGCAUAGCAUCCAUCAUGAAUAACAACAAAACUGUAAAUAUAGCGAAGAAGGGGCAGAAGGUAGCUAUCCAGAUCGUACCAACAAAUUCUGACGAGCAGCAAAAGAUGUUUGGUAGGCAUUUUGAAAUGGAAGACGAACUUGUCAGCCAUAUCUCCAGGAGGUCGAUUGAUGUACUUAAGACUGCCUAUCGGGAUGAAUUGUCAAUUGAAGAGUGGAAGCUAGUUGUGAAAUUGAAGAGACUUUUUGAGAUAUCAUGAGAAGCAGAGAAUCAUAUUCUGAGUUAUUUGAUUUGACACACUCGGGGCUUCACUAGCAUCUGGAAAUCAUUAAAACGGCAAGAGGCUAAUGCGACCCUUUAGCUGCGGCAAUGCUGCCAAUGCAUGUAGGCACUAAAGUUCAAAUGAGAGUGUGGAGACAGAGUUGGGACUGUUCUAAUUUUGAUCAUUUUAGGCCCAGCUAUGAAGUGCAAUUGCCGCAUUCGCUUGUUUACAUAGUUAUGAAUCUUUUGAUUCUUGAUGCAUGCCGUGGGGUAUUCAACUAGGCUGUAAAUAUGGUAAACUUUUCAUACAAAUUGUUGACUAUGUGGAAGCAAAAUCUAGUGUUUAGGCCCGCGGAAAUCUUCAACUGCUUUUCAGAUUCCGAAAUGAAUACUGUGCAAAUUAGUGUU
This is a messenger RNA of Argentina anserina (silverweed cinquefoil), 4347 nucleotides long. RefSeq names its product eukaryotic translation initiation factor 5B-like. Bases 176 to 3937 code for a protein of 1253 amino acids. The record is from RefSeq and is a predicted model, not a curated record. Gene Ontology annotation, molecular function: GTPase activity; translation initiation factor activity; GTP binding. Gene Ontology annotation, biological process: translational initiation. Gene Ontology annotation, cellular component: mitochondrion; cytoplasm. The transcript is spliced from 12 exons. NCBI's taxonomy places the organism in Eukaryota, Viridiplantae, Streptophyta, Magnoliopsida, Rosales, Rosaceae.